ACGUAUAUAAGUCUCACUUAACCCGCCUUUACAGCUGGCAGGAUCACAGAGACCAUCUGUCACUAUUCCAGUUCUGUUCUCAUCGAACAGUACUUGCAGACACCUUGCUGUGUUUGGCGUUGACCGGCUGUGAGCCGGGGAAAAAGAAGGGGAAACCGUCCAACAUUGCUGUCGUAAAAGUCGAGUCCAGUGCUACACCAUCACUAUUGGUCCGCCGUUCUCUGCUUUCCCAGACACUCAAAGAUCUCAUAUUAAAGAUGCCAUCCUACCUACGAGCCCCCACCCGGUCUUUCUCGUUUCCACCAUGCAUCAACAGUGUGGAGGUGGAGUCUUCAUAUGACCCUGGGCUUCCAGACAUCGAUGAAGAGCCUUUUGCGCACUUCCUUACACCCCUGAGUGAGGAAGAUGACCCAUACGAUCCCAUGUCGCUGAGUGCAGGCAUUGUCGACGGCCCACGCACCAGCAAGGCAUCGAAGUUCAGGUCCAACGUGUCGAGCAAGUGGGCGCGCUACGUCAAGCAGAACCAUACACAACUUCACACACGAUACCAUGUUCCAGCGAUACCCGAGGAGGACGAGGAGUCCUUCAUGGGUCUCGAUGACGACCGUCUGAACUACACGCCACAAACAAUCGCACAUACAUCACCACGGAUCACUGUCACGGAGCCAACACGCGGUCGUGCUCAAGAGCUUGUACAACGCAAGGAGCGUAAUCGCCGACAAAGAUCAUCACGCACGCUUUCCGGCCACCGCCACUCCUGGCGCGAGCCAAGUCCGGAGCUCUUCACUGUAGAUGAGUCAGAAGAAGACGAGGUGGUCGUUCGACGCGCAAAGACGCGCAAGGCCAAGGAUGGCGCAGAACGCCGGAGGUCAUCGACUCGGUCGAAGUCAAGAGCAAGAGCCGAUGUGACAGAACGAGCAAGGUUGUAGGAGGAGUAUCGCGCAUCUGCAUUAGGGGGUGUUGCUGGCGUUUUUUGUUUCAUAUUGGUGCAUUUACAGGCGUUUAGUGGUUUCGAUCGCAUCGCAUACUUAGCAUUAGCCAGCGUUUUCGUAACAUUUGGGCUUGCUGCACAGCAUAGCCAGACUUGCAUAGAACGGCGUUGAGGCAUGAGCAUUUACACGCGACCGCAUCAGAUUAAGCGAUGGGAUGAGGUAUGAGGAAAUGUCAAAAUCAUGAUGAUCAUGACUUGAAACUUUUCUGUUGCUGUGACUUCUCACCCGAACAUUUGCGCGAGUCAGUCCUACACUGACCCCCACACUUGCAUUCGCCAGCUAUGCACAUCAUACUUAGCGCAAAGUAUGUGACCUCACCCCGCAUCCCUC
Macroventuria anomochaeta is the source of this 1322-nucleotide messenger RNA. RefSeq lists its product as uncharacterized. Lineage: Eukaryota; Fungi; Ascomycota; Dothideomycetes; Pleosporales; Didymellaceae. The transcript has a single exon. The coding region runs from base 258 to 929 and encodes 223 amino acids. The record is from RefSeq and is a predicted model, not a curated record.